Hydractinia symbiolongicarpus is the source of this 1865-nucleotide messenger RNA. RefSeq names its product F-box/WD repeat-containing protein 9-like. Gene Ontology annotation, cellular component: preribosome, large subunit precursor. Gene Ontology annotation, molecular function: protein binding. The record is from RefSeq and is a predicted model, not a curated record. The transcript is spliced from 4 exons. Bases 164 to 1363 code for a protein of 399 amino acids. Lineage: Eukaryota; Metazoa; Cnidaria; Hydrozoa; Anthoathecata; Hydractiniidae.
CCUCCUUGUAGCUUGCUACAAGAAAUGGAAAGAAAUAUAUCAUGACAGCCGACCGCUAGUAAGCGAGGCGUACAAAGCUGACAUAUUGAGCAAAUUCAAAAUGGUAGUCGAGUUGCGAAAUUAAAACAGCAAUCUGCAUAUAACUUAAUAAAUAAUUAACUUGAUGGCAGACCCAAACACAUUGAAGACAUCUUUGUUAGACCUACCUCCUGAAAUACUGCUGCAAAUAUUUAGUUUAAUUGAUAUCAGAAGUGUGUAUAAAAAUGUCAUUAUUACAUGUAAACACUUCCAUGAAUUACUGACAGCAGAUGGGAUAUGGAAGAUUCUGUUUGCUCUUAAAUGGAAUGAACAUAAUAUUGCAGAUGAUUUAGACUAUGUAUGGGACUGGAGAGAGGUGUGUUUUAGCUAUGAGGAUAUAGACCAACACUGGAAAUGUGCAAAUGAACAGACGUUGAAGACUGCAAAGCUUGCCGGUCAUUAUGCUGUUGUGGAUGCAGUUCAUAUCAUGAAGUCUGGCACUAUUUGCAUAUCUGGGUCACGUGAUAGAACAGCCUUGGUUUGGAAUUUAUCAAAUUUCUUAGAUUCUACUAGUGAAGAGAGUUAUAUUCCAUCAGUGUCAGUUCUUAAUGGCCACAAGGGCUGGGUGUGGUCAAUUGACAGUGCAGAAAGUCAAGACAACAUAGUGGUCACAACAUCCUGGGAUAAGACGCUUAAAGUGUGGGACUUAUCAGCUGAUAAUUUACUUGUAGAUACAUUUGAGUACCAUCCAGCAGCUAUAUUAGGUUUGCGUUGCCAUGACAACGUAUAUACAACUUGUUGUUAUGACAAGACAAUACGAACAUUCGAUCCACGAUCGAGAGAUAUCGUUGUUAAAUCGUGUCAUCAUAAGCGGCCUGUCCUUUGUGUCGAAGUUACGGACAAAUAUAUAUUAUCCGGUAGUGAAGAUAAGACUAUCGGCAUUUACGAUGUCCGCGCGGGAAAGUUGUUAGCCUCGUUACGUGUAGACUCGCCAGUUUUAUGUAUGAACAUCGCACGUGAGCAAGGAUUCAAUUAUUUACGCGUCGGCGGUAAAAAUGGCGGAUUUUAUAUAUUUGAUAUGUCGAACGAUCAUUUUACCUUACUGAACUCAACUCAACUUUGGUCGAAUUAUAAAGUGACUCAGUUAUGUAAUUACAGUGGCAGCGUGGCUGCGUGCUCUCAAAAUGGAACUGUGCGCUUCUACACGCCGAGUAGAAACUGUACUUUACUUCAAACGUUCGGCUUUCAUACUGGAGACGUGUGUAGUGCGCAUUCUCGAAGGAAUUUACUUGCAACUGGUAGUAGUGAUAGCACGGUUCGGCUUUGGAAUGUAAUUACACCUUAAUUGUAUUCUUUUCUGUGCGUUUUUAAACUUAUAGAUUUUUUGUUGGCAACAAAAACUUUAUUGUAGCGCUGCUAUGGGCAAUACUUUAGUUUAUGAUAAAUUUAUUUAUAGCCUGAAGCUACGUAUAAAUAUAAUUUUUAUACUGUGGUUUAUAUAUGUAAGAUUUUUAAAAAUUAUUUAACAUCUAGAUACGCCUACUUUAAGAAGUUUUCUUUUUUAUGGUAUGAUGUUACAGUAAAGGUUUUAGACUUCUUAAAACGGGUUUCUGACCAAGUUGAAUGUAAUUGAUAUAAUGAAAAAAAACUGUAGCAGUUAACUAUGUAGUGAAGCAACUCCAUUUCUCAUUUUUAGCGUUACUUGGUAAGGCCGAAGUUUUGAUUCAAGCCUCAAAUUUGCCAAGCGUAAGGUUUCAAAUUAUCUCUAGCGUUUAUGUUUACCGUUCAUAUUUUUGUAAUUUAUUUUAAUUAUAUAACAUAAAAAAGAACUUUAUUUUCUCGAAAAA